AUGUUUGAGAUUAGGAUACGAUCCAAACGAUCUCAUCUAUAAGUCUAUUCCAAAUUCUAUCUUUUUAGAUCCAUUGAGUAGUUUCCAUCGGUCUCGCCGGAAGUCCAAAUGAUGAAAUACAAUCAUUAUAAAAAUAGGAUGAUGAGGAUCAUUAAUGAAAUAUAGGCAACGAAACAAAGACACAAAUUAGGAGAUCAAUCUCUUAAGUAAAUUUCUUUCAAUCAAUAAGAGAACAAUUUCUCAAAUCUCAGUGAAGAGAGUGUUAUGAUUGAGGAGAAAAAGGAGAAAAAGAGUUUAUCGAGAUAAAAAAUACUGCACAAUCUAAUUUAUUAAUAAUUGCAGGAGGAAAAAAGGAAUGUGGAGUAUUUGUAGAAACAAAAUUCAAAAUUACAGCACCAUUAAAAUCUUUAAUAACGAAAAAGCGAAACUAGUUUUACAAAAAAGAAGGAAAGAGAAAGUAAUAAAAAUAAAUCAAGUGAGGAGGUGGAUGAAUUAGAGAGAAGGAAUCAAUACUUUAUUACAUGCGUUGAAAAUGAAUCCAGGAUCCAAGAAUAAUUGUAAGGCAGAUUUUUAAAAAAGAAUUUUAAGCAUGAUAAUUAUACUGAAAGAGCACAUGAGAAAAAGAAACAACAAGAGACUUUAUUUCAGUAAACUAUUACUGAAAGAUUGAAUAAAUUGUAAUUAAAAGAAACCUAGGCUUAAACAAAGGUGGAAUUAUACAAAAAAGAUAUGAAAAACUAUUUUGCCUUAAAAAAUAGUCAGAUCAUCAAUAAAUAAGAAAAAAGGUCUUAAUUACUUGAAUUUGAGCAAUAGCAAUACAUUAAAGAAUAAUGUGAAAAAAUGAAAAAGUUCUAAGAAACAAAAUCCUAAUUGAUUUUAGAUGAGAAAAAGAAAUUUAAGGAGAGAAAAGAGAAGUAUAACAAAAUGCUAAGAAAAUGUUAAGAAAGCAAUUUUGAAUAAUCAAAUAAACAUUAAGAAGGGUUCAGCAAUACUUAUUAACAAUUACUUUAGAAACAAGAAUAGGUGCUUUUAAAUAAAGAAAGGUUCUUAGAGUAGAAAUCUCUUGUGCUCAAAGAUAAAUUAUAAUUGAAUUUCGAAGAUGUUGAGUUUAAUAGAGCUCAUGCUUAGAGGAUUAAAUUAAAUACAUAAGUUAAAAUAAAUGGAAAUAAGGAUACCAAGUCACAAAUAUCAAGUCGGACAUCUGAUACUUGGAGAAUGAAAACUUAAUUGACUUAAAAAGAAUCGGAAAACUCAUUAUGGGAAAAAGCCAAGUAGGCAGCCUCUUUGUUUAAGGAUCCAAUUCAAUAUGAGCAAUAUGUUGAACAAUAAUAAAUGAUUUUGUUAAAAAAAAAAAAGUCGUUAGAUAAAAAGUUCGCUACAGCUGCUUCAAUAAUAAAGGAAAUAUUACCUUAGCAUGAAGCAGAGAAAUUACUUAUGCCAACAGGGUUGAAAAAUUUUAUAGAGCAAUAAAGUCGUAUCAAAACAUAAAAAUGA
Molecule: messenger RNA, 1494 nt
Organism: Paramecium tetraurelia
Lineage: Eukaryota; Ciliophora; Oligohymenophorea; Peniculida; Parameciidae
Exons: 5
Source: RefSeq, a predicted model, not a curated record